Molecule: messenger RNA, 942 nt
Organism: Menidia menidia (Atlantic silverside)
Lineage: Eukaryota; Metazoa; Chordata; Actinopteri; Atheriniformes; Atherinopsidae
Source: the annotation of a GenBank genome assembly
CUGAGGCUAGGGGCUGACCUUUGCUUCCCUCACUGCUCUGACGUCACCUUUGACCCGCUGCGCGCUCCCGAGGUGCAGCCAGAGCUCCGUCAGCGCGGGAGCGCGCAGCGGGUCAGAGCCAGGAGCUGCAGAGCUGCAGAGGAGCGGAGGAGAGGAGGAGCGGUCCCGGCCUGGUCCCGUGUUUCUGCGUGGGGAGUGGACCGGACCGAACCGGACCGGACCGGACUGGACUCUGCUUUGCUGGACCGGACUCUGCUUUGCUGGACCGGGCUUUUCCCCCGGUGUUCCCGGCCCUUUAUCCCGGUGUUCCCGGCCGUGCGGCUGCGCACCGGCGGUCCGGGGCCCGUCUGGACGCAGUUCCCCGUCACACAGCAGAUGAUCCCGGUGCCGCCAGUCCUCCGGAUCCGGGUCGAGGCUCCACCGGGCUCCAGCCCCCACCACCCCCCCCCCCCUCCCCCCCCCCCCCCCCCCCCGACCCCCCGGCCCACUGAGCCCCAUCAUGUUCGCCGGACGCAAGCGCAGGAAGCCGGCCCAGAAGGGGGCGCCAAGUCCAACCCGUCCAAACGCCACCGCGAGCGUCUGAACGGCGAGCUGCAGCGGCUGGCCGGGCUGCUGCCCUUCCCCGAGGACGUGGUGUCCAGCCUGGACAAGCUGUCCAUCCUCCGGCUCAGCGUCAGCUACCUGCGGACCAAGAGCUUCUUCUCAGUAACGCUGAGGAACCAGCCGCCCGGGUUCCCCAGCAGAGGCGGCGGCCAUGACGGCGGCAGCCAUGACGACGGCGGCCAUGACGGCGGCGUGCCGGAGGGCGAGCUGCUGCUGCAGGCUCUGCACGGCUUCGUGUUGGUGGUGACGGCCGGGGGAACUGUCUUCUUCUGCUCUCACACCAUCCAGGAAUACCUCGGCUUCCAUCAGGUAUUCAGCCUUCCUGUUUUCCCUCUGUGA